Molecule: messenger RNA, 1133 nt
Organism: Zeugodacus cucurbitae (melon fly)
Lineage: Eukaryota; Metazoa; Arthropoda; Insecta; Diptera; Tephritidae
Gene: Sgt
Product: small glutamine-rich tetratricopeptide repeat-containing protein beta
Exons: 1
Coding region: 52-999 (315 amino acids)
Biological process (GO): post-translational protein targeting to endoplasmic reticulum membrane
Cellular component (GO): TRC complex; membrane
Molecular function (GO): protein binding; molecular adaptor activity
Source: RefSeq, a predicted model, not a curated record
UAUUUGUCUUGUCACAUAUCUAUCAAUAAUCAUAAUUUAAAAUUUUUCAAGAUGGUUGAUCCAGUGCAAAAGGAAUUCGUACAGGCGUUUAUAAAUUUUCUAAAAAAUCCUAGUACCUCUCAAAAUUUGUCUUCAGAUUGCAGAGAGAGUGUUGAUGUGGCAAUUCAAUGUCUUCAAUCCGCAUUUGAUAUAUCCGAUGACGUGGGGUUGCAAUCUGUUGCAGGAACUCAAGAAUCGGACGACUCUGUAAAUAAGGAUGGGAUUGAUAUGUUUGAAAUAUUCCAGUCGUUAUUUAUUGAACGGAAUCCAAAAGCUACACAAAUGGCGGAGUCUUUUAAAAAUGAAGGUAAUCGGCUUAUGAAAGAAGGAAAGUAUAAUGAAGCUAUGUUGCAGUAUAAUCGUGCUAUAUGCUUCGAUCCAAGAAAUGCAAUUUAUUACUGUAAUCGUGCAGCUGCUUACAUUCGCUUAAAUUAUAACGAAAAUGCGGUUACAGAUUGUAAAACAGCAUUAUUGUACAAUCCCACAUAUGGCAAAGCCUAUGGAAGGCUUGGGAUAGCGUACUCUAAUUUGAAAAAGUACUUGGAAUCACAACAAGCCUAUGAAAAGGCAAUUGAACUGGAACCAGAAAAUCAGGACUAUCGCAACAAUUUGCAAGUAGCUCGUGAAGCCGCACAAUUGCGUGAUUCAGUUCCCCAGAUAUCAGAAAGCAUAAAUUCUGUGCUUUCAUCUCAAGCAAUUCGUAAUUUAGUUAAUGAUGCUGAUAUAGACUUUGGACAAUUGCAGGCAUUGAGUCAAGACCCUGUUGUAAGGAAUACAAUUCAACAACUAUGUUCAGGGAUGCCAACAAAUAGUAAUGAUCCUAUGGCAUCUCCUCUGCUUCCAAAUAGUAUGAUACAGCUUUUCCAAUCAAUAGCAAGCCAAUUUGCAGCGGCUCAAGGAAAUGGUAGUUCGAACGACUCAUCUAGUUCACAUACGGAUACUCGUCCACCUGCGGUAUAAAAGUCGGUUGAAGAAAGACAGUAAUGUAUUACCGACCGGAUUUCAAAUCGGCCAGGGUUAUUAAAAUGACAAGAUUCGAUUAAAUAAUGUGUAUUUAUUUUCUCUUGCAUAAAAAAUUAUGAACAAGCAUAUAA